Trichomycterus rosablanca is the source of this 2147-nucleotide messenger RNA. It is a transcript of the gene adamtsl5, whose product is annotated as ADAMTS like 5. Gene Ontology annotation, cellular component: extracellular matrix. The record is from RefSeq and is a predicted model, not a curated record. Gene Ontology annotation, molecular function: metalloendopeptidase activity; protein binding. The transcript is spliced from 13 exons. Lineage: Eukaryota; Metazoa; Chordata; Actinopteri; Siluriformes; Trichomycteridae. The coding region runs from base 109 to 1704 and encodes 531 amino acids. Gene Ontology annotation, biological process: proteolysis; extracellular matrix organization.
AUUCCACUGGGAGUGUUUUCCAGAAUAUGUUUCCCAGGAAAUGUGUGUGAUUAAUAAAUCAGAGGUGUAGAAGAUCACAGCCACUGCAAUACACUGCAAAAUUAUAGGAUGCCAAAAUCACACAACAGGAAACUGUCUCUGUGCCAGGCGCUCACCCUCAUCAUGCUGCUGGUGUCCCCGGUCUGCCUGUUGUCCCAGCAACCUCAGAGGAGACGUGCUGGUCGUUCAUCUCGAGUUCCACGACAGCUGCUUUAUCAAAAUGUCUGGGCUUCGUGGAGCGCCUGGUCUGAGUGUUCACGCUCCUGUGGAGGAGGAGCAUCCAUACGCAGAAGGACCUGCAUCAUCAGAAACCCAGGUCCAUGUUCAGGUGAUUCCAGGCAGUAUAAAAUCUGCAACACUGAGUCAUGUCCUCCUGGAACUCUGGACUUUAGAGAGCUGCAGUGUAAAGUGUUUGAUGAUCAGCCUGUUGUUGCUGGAAGCAGUUUUCAGUGGACCACAUUUCACGGAGGCCCUGACCCCUGUGAGCUCAGCUGUUUGGCCCUCAGCUAUCAUUUCUACUACAACUUUGGACGAGUCCUGGAUGGCACACCCUGCCCAACAGAUCCCGAGGCCGUAUGUAUAAACGGCAAAUGCCUGAAGCCAGGGUGCGACCUGAUUUUUGGCUCGCAGCAGCAGGAGGACUCCUGCAUGGUGUGUGGAGGCCAAAACACCACGUGCCUUCAUCAUUACAGUGUUUACCGUGACAACAGCCAGGAGAUUGGGCUGUACGGAUACAAUGAGGUCACCAUGAUCCCUGCCGGAGCGACCCACAUCAGAGUGACUGAUAACAGCAAGAACUAUUUAGCUCUUCAGAAUGGACGCUCCCAGUUUGUGAUCAAUGGGAACUGGAAGAUCAGUGUUCCAGGGGAAUACAGCGUGGCUGGAACCAAACUGGUGUACCGUCGUUCUGCUGAUACGUGGGAGAGCUUUGAGGUGCCUGGGCCAACACAGGAGGAUCUGCACAUUAUGGUUCUCUCCACUGAUAAGAACUCUGGAAUUGAGUAUGAGUACUGGCUUCCCCCUGAUUUGUACGCCCAGUAUCACGGGAGGGCGAAUUCACAUCAACAGCACCACCAUACAUUAAACUUUUUCCCAUGGGUACUGCCAACAUACGCUGCUACCACUACUACCACUACCACCAGACCUCCUGUAAUACAACCUAACAGAGGAGGACGACCGGUGAGGCUUCCCUCUGAGCAGCAGCCGCUGCCUCGUCUUGAGCGAGAUGGGAAGAGUAACUAUGUGCCCCAGACGCACCGUACAGGUUACUGUGGUAAAUGCAGGAGGGUAAAAGGGCGCGGUGAGAGACAGAGGCAGUACUGCCAGAAGGAUUUUGUUUUCCGAGCUAAGAUCGUAGGGAAGAUGUACGUCGGCCAGGAGACCCGGUAUGACGUCCAGAUCAUCCACACGUACCGCAACCGGUUCCGGCUGGAACGGCGGGAAUACCUGUGGGCGCCCAACAGGUGUGACUGCCCCUCGCUGGAGGAAGGUCACCAGUACGUGCUCAUGGUCAGACGACACAUUAACUACGAACACACGCUCGAUCGUAUUCUGCUGGAGGAGGACAGCUAUGCUCAGCCUUACCGACCCCGUGAGGACAGCCUGCUGCGUCCCAUGGAGAGCUUUUGUAAUAACAGAGGAGAUAGAACUUACCGCACAGGGUAGAAUAUCCACAUUUAGCCUUUAGGCUUCAGUUAUUGUGUGUUUUAUAUAUUUAAGUCUCAUUCCAGAAGGAGAAAACCCACUACCUUUUAAAAUGAAACUUGGCACCCUGAGAUGAAUUGUGGUUAUUAUGGGAAUCAGUGGGUAUAAAAAGGAACUUACCGAUGUUAUUCUCACUAAAUAAAGCACUUUAGUUGGAUUUUAUUACCUACCUUUAAAAAGCAUAUACCAAAGAAGAACAUAUUUUAUUAGUAGUUUGUAGUAUUCCAGGUAUUUUUGCCUUUCUGGAUUUUUAAAAAUAUAAAUAAGUGCAUUUACUGUUUUUUUUUAUUUUAAGAUUUUGUUAUAUUAUAUUUAUAUAAAUAUGAUUAGAAAUACCUACAUUUAUCUACACAUUUUGCUUUAUAUACUGUAUUAUUUCUGUAUGUUAUGAUGCAAAUAUUUUG